Messenger RNA from Parnassius apollo (apollo), 2280 nucleotides. NCBI's taxonomy places the organism in Eukaryota, Metazoa, Arthropoda, Insecta, Lepidoptera, Papilionidae. The record is from the annotation of a GenBank genome assembly.
AUGUUGAGUGCACUUAAAAUCCUGAAGCGUCGAAACGAUAUGAAGUUUAUUAAAAGUCUGUACUGCAGAUCAUACACAGCUGCUGCAAGUAGCCAGGUACAUACCAAGUGUAAAUUAGUUGAUGGUGUUUAUGUAAUUACUUUGGAUUCUCCAAAUGUUAAGGUAAAUACUUUAAACCCGGCUUUAAUGGAUGAGUUUAAAAAUAUUAUAAAUGAAGUUGAGGCAAAUUCUGCUAUUGAGGCAGCUGUUUUGAUAUCAGGGAAACCGGGCUGCUUUAUAGCUGGAGCUGAUAUAACCAUGAUUGAAAAUUGUAAAACAAAAGAGGAGGUGGUAAGCCUAUCCAAAGCAGGGCAUGAAAUUUUUAAAAAAAUGGAGAACUCUCGCAAACCUUAUGUAGCAGCAAUUCAGGGUUCAUGCCUUGGAGGUGGUUUAGAGACAGCACUAGCUUGUCAAUACAGAAUUGCAGUUAAGGACUCAAAGACUGGACUAGGAUUUCCAGAAGUUAUGUUAGGACUUUUGCCAGGUGGAGGAGGCACCCAAAGGACACCAAAACUUACUUCAGUGCCCACAACUUUGGACUUAACUCUUACUGGAAAAACUGUGAAAGCGGACAAAGCAAAGAAACUUGGAUUGGUUGAUUUAUUAGUUUCUCCUUUAGGACCUGGUCUGAGAACACCUGAAGAUAAUACAAUGAGGUAUUUAGAAAAUGUUGCUGUACAAGUUGCAAAGGAUAUUGCAUCAGGAAAAUUAAAAAUCGAUAGGUCCAAAAAGGGACUGGUAGAAAAAGUAAUGGCAACAGCAAUGCUGUGGGACUUUGUUAAGAAUAUUAUAUUCAACAAGGCCAAGGAGCAAGUUAUGAAAGCAUCACGCGGAUUGUACCCAGCCCCUUUAAAGAUUCUUGAGGUAGUCAGAACUGGAGUUGAUAAAGGCUCUGCUGCAGGCUAUGAAGCUGAAGCCCAAGGAUUUGGAGAAUUGGCAAUGACGCCACAGAGCAAAGGGCUGAUUGGACUUUUUAGAGGUCAAACUGAAUGUAAGAAAAAUAGAUUCGGGAAGUCUGAAGUGGAUGUAAAAACAAUUGGAGUACUUGGCGCUGGUUUGAUGGGAGCUGGUAUAGUUCAAGUUUCUAUUGAUAAAGGAUAUAAUGUUGUAAUGAAAGAUGCAACUAAUGAAGGUCUAUAUAGAGGCGUAGGACAAAUACAAAACGGUUUAGUCAAUGCCGUAAAACGCAAAAGAAUCACUUCUUUGCAGAAAGACAAAUAUUUAUCAAAUCUUUUUCCCACACUAAGUUAUGAUAAGUUCAAAAAUGUAGAUUGCGUGAUUGAAGCUGUAUUCGAAGAUAUAAACAUCAAACACAAAGUUAUUAAAGAAUUGGAAGCAGUAAUUCCAAAGCAUUGUAUUGUUGCUACUAACACAAGCGCUAUACCCAUCACAAAAAUCGCGGCAGGAAGCAGUCGCCCAGAUAAAGUUAUUGGCAUGCAUUACUUCUCGCCGGUGGACAAGAUGCAGCUGCUGGAGAUCAUCCGGCACCCGGGCACCAGCGACGACACGGCGGCCGCGGCCGUGGCCGUGGGCCUGCGCCAGGGCAAGGUCGUCAUCACUGUCGGCGACGGACCCGGCUUUUACACCACACGCAUUUUGUCCACUAUGCUCAGUGAGGCCGUCAGAUUGUUACAAGAGGGUGUGGAUCCCAAAGAUCUUGACAGUAUGACGAAACAGUUUGGCUUCCCAGUAGGUGCCGCGACACUAGCUGACGAAGUUGGCAUUGACGUGGGCUCGCAUAUCGCCGUUGACUUGGCUAAGGCUUUCGGUGAUCGUAUCAGCGGCGGCAACUUAGGCAUCAUGCAGGACCUUGUCAAAGCGGGCUUCAUGGGUAGGAAAUCGGGAAAAGGUUUCUAUGUGUAUGAAAAGGGUACCAAAAAUAGGGAUGUCAACCAAGAAGCUAUUCAAAUGUUAAAGGAAAAGUACUCUCUAGAGCCACGCGGUGCUAAUACAGUAGAAGAUCAACAGUUACGAAUGGUUUCAAGAUUUGUAAAUGAAGCAGUAUUGUCAUUAGAAGAGAAAAUUUUACACAGCCCGCUGGAAGGUGAUGUGGGCGCAGUUUUCGGUCUUGGUUUUCCACCAUUCACUGGUGGUCCUUUCAGAUGGGUCGAUCAAUAUGGUGCAGAUAAGUUGGUUAAGAAAAUGGAAGAAUUCCAAGGAUUAUAUGGUGCACCUUUCAAACCUGCUCAAACUCUUGUUGACAUGGCCAAAGAUCCCAGUAAGAAGUUUCACAAAAAGUAA